AUGCCCUCUAUUAUAUGUCCGCGGAGCGCGCGCGUUUUCCUGCCCCUCCAACCAGUAAAGAGGCUUCGAGCAGCGCAGAGGAGGGCGGCCCACUCGCAGCUUCCUCCGCGAUUUGAAAAACGUUUCUCCAAUGAGCAGCGCGAGAUUCGAGGGGGCUCGCUCCCCCCUGCGGGACUGAGCUCCAGACGCGAACUAAGCAGAACUAAGCAGACCGCUCGUAAGUCCACAGGAGGCAAAGCCCCCAGGAAGCAGCUGGCCACCAAGGCUGCCCGUAAGAGCGCCCCGGCCACCGGCGGCGUCAAGAAGCCCCAUCGUUACAGGCCCGGUACCGUGGCUCUCAGAGAGAUCCGUCGUUACCAGAAAUCCACCGAGCUGCUCAUCCGCAAGCUGCCCUUCCAGCGUCUGGUCCGUGAGAUCGCUCAGGACUUCAAGACCGACCUGCGCUUCCAGAGCUCCGCUGUCAUGGCUCUGCAGGAGGCCAGCGAGGCUUACCUGGUCGGUCUCUUCGAGGACACCAACCUCUGCGCCAUCCACGCCAAGAGGGUCACCAUCAUGCCCAAAGACAUCCAGCUGGCCAGAAGGAUCCGCGGAGAGAGAGCUUAAUCUGUCUACUGCUCCAAAACAACCACAACGGCUCUUUUAAGAGCCACCA
This is a messenger RNA of Labrus bergylta (ballan wrasse), 652 nucleotides long. NCBI's taxonomy places the organism in Eukaryota, Metazoa, Chordata, Actinopteri, Labriformes, Labridae. The record is from RefSeq and is a predicted model, not a curated record.